Molecule: messenger RNA, 1911 nt
Organism: Asparagus officinalis (garden asparagus)
Lineage: Eukaryota; Viridiplantae; Streptophyta; Magnoliopsida; Asparagales; Asparagaceae
Product: putative nitric oxide synthase
Exons: 13
Coding region: 310-1686 (458 amino acids)
Molecular function (GO): GTPase activity; GTP binding
Source: RefSeq, a predicted model, not a curated record
CACUCACUCACCCAUCCCCUCAAGCUCGGCACCACCAUGGCUCCCGAACCCCUACUACCUCUCCCUUUCCUCUUCGUCCCUCUCUUUCCUUCACUCACAAAACCCUAACCCUAACCUAACCCUAAUUCCUCCGAAAAGAACCUCUCCAAUCUCCUGCCGCUCCUCCAACCACGACCGUCGCCGUGCCCGAGGGCACCGGCGCCGCCGCCCCCACUCGCGGCGAUCUCUUCCUCGAUCGCCACAACUCGAAAUCCGCCGCUAAGUCGUACUCAAGAGAGAAGGAGGAAGAAGAAGAGGAGGCUAGGAGCCAUGGCCUCUACUUCUGUAGCUUGCUGCUACGGCUGCGGUGCGCCGCUUCAGACGGUGGAAUUGGAUGCACCAGGUUAUGUCGACCUUGAGACUUACGAGCUGAAGAAGAGGCAUCACCAAUUGAAAACUGUCCUUUGUCGAAGGUGCAAAUUGUUGUCACAUGGCCGAAUGAUAACUGCUGUUGGUGGACAUGGUGGUUACUCUGGUGGUAUGCAGUUCAUAUCAGCAGAAGAGCUUCGUGAAAAGCUUUCUCACCUGAGGCAUGAGAAAGUGCUGAUAGUUAAGCUCGUUGAUAUCGUUGACUUCAAUGGCAGCUUUUUGGCACGAGUACGUGAUCUUGCUGGUUCUAAUCCGAUUAUAUUGGUUGUAACUAAGGUUGAUCUCCUCCCCAAAAGUACAGAUCUGAAUUGUGUAGGUGAUUGGGUGGUGGAGGCUACUAUGAAGAAGAAGCUCAAUGUUAUCAGUGUCCACCUUACUAGUUCAAAAUCUUUGGUCGGUAUUGUUGGGGUCAUCUCAGAAAUACAAAAGGAGAAAAAGGGACGGGAUGUGUAUAUACUGGGGGCAGCAAAUGUUGGAAAAUCUGCAUUCAUCAAUGCACUGCUUAAGAUGAUGGCUAGCAAAGAUCCUGUGGCUGCUGCUGCUCAGAAGUACAAACCAAUACAGUCUGCUGUUCCAGGAACAACACUUGGUCCUAUUCAAAUUGAAGCUUUUCAAGGAGGAGGAAAAUUGUUUGACACACCAGGAGUGCACCUUCAUCACAGACAGGCAGCAGUUGUUCACUCUGAAGAUCUUCCUAUUCUUGCACCUCAAAGCCGUCUCAGAGGGCAAUCAUUCCCUGCAGUUUCAGCUAAGAAUACAGUGGAUAGUCCACAUGCCAUUGGUUUGAAUGGGUUCUCGAUUUUCUGGGGUGGCCUUGUCCGGAUUGAUCUCCUACAGGUUCCUCCACGUACACGUUUGACCUUUUAUGGACCUCGUAAGUUAAAGAUCUCCACAGUUCAGACUGUUGAAGCUGACAAGUUUUAUCAGAAAGAGGUUGGAGCCACAUUGACGCCGCCCACUAGUAGACAAAGAGAAAGCUGGCUAGGACUCCUAGCAGUACGCAAGUUGCAGAUAAAUUAUGAAUAUGAAAAGAGGCCAGCUUGUGACAUCGCAAUAUCUGGGCUGGGUUGGAUAGCUAUCGAGCCUUUUGGCCUUGAGACCUUGGAUGGAAGUAAUCCUGAAUGUAUAGGGGAGCUGCAGUUGGCAGUGCAUGUGCCAAAGCCAGUUGAGAUCUUUGUCCGGCCUCCACUACCUGUUGGUAAAGCAGGUUUAGAGUGGUACCAAUAUCAAGAAUUGACCGAGGAGGAGGAAGAAUUGAGACCUAAAUGGUAUCACUAGUGCUUGUUUUAGCUCUACACUUGAAUGUACAUCCAAUUUUGUUAUGAUUAUUUACUGUUCAGUAGCAUCUAUUAUAUACUCAAAAAGACCUUUUACGGAAAGUUCGCCAUUGUGAUUCUGUGAGCUAGUCAUCUACUUACUGAUUAGGAAGAGCUGGGUAAUGUAAAAGAUCGGAACAUUUGUAAAGAACUUAUUCUUGGGUUGUCCAAUAUUUGGGAACUUGCA